Molecule: messenger RNA, 1659 nt
Organism: Bipolaris sorokiniana ND90Pr
Lineage: Eukaryota; Fungi; Ascomycota; Dothideomycetes; Pleosporales; Pleosporaceae
Exons: 2
Coding region: 491-1309 (272 amino acids)
Biological process (GO): regulation of transcription by RNA polymerase II
Cellular component (GO): nucleus
Source: RefSeq, a predicted model, not a curated record
GUGACACUGACUGACUGACUGACUGGACUGACCUGCCACUCCCUGCUCAGCCUUGACCCUCUUCUUCUUUCUUCAUCUUCGCCCCCAUCUCUACUAUUCCUAGUUCAAAGCACCCAAGUGGAGAUCCAGGACACUGCAAGACAUUGCAACACCGCCACUACCCGCCACUCCUUCUCGUCAAGUCUCACAUGCCCCCCAGCCUUACCGUUGUGGAGAGCACCCCCUAGUGCAGUGCCGGGCUAAUCCUGUACACCCCGGACUAGCAGCCUUACCCUACCCUAAACCCUAGAGUCUGGGUCUGUGCCUUAAGACUGGAUCAUUCUCACCCAUCUGCUGGAUUUCCCGCUUAGACGCACUGGCCUACUCCUCUCGCAUGAUAUACAACGCACGCUUGCGUCGAUUGAAGACCAUUUGAAGACAACCACACCUCCCUUUUCGCAACUCCUCUUGGACUUCCACAUACCUACACACAGUCACGUUGACCCCAAGGAUGACGUUCUUCUCUACUGAGGCAGAGCUAGCGCUCAUGGCGCCUGACGAUGGCAUGGGUCAAAUGUACCCCUCCAGCACUUGCCAAUCACCUCCGAACAUCAUGUACUCACCACCACUCCACCAUAUGUCACACCGUCCCUCGACAACAAUGGCUGGCCACGGUGGAAUGUACACCCCUCCACAAGACUACAGACCCAUCAUGGAAUCACCAUACCCUCCCCACCCCUUCUGGACCUCGCAGGCCCAGUCGAUCCCGAUGCCUCAAGUGUCGUCGUACGCUUACCCUCCAUACACUGACAUGGGAUCUCCUCCCAUUCUCUCCCACGACUCGACCCUUCUCUCACAGUAUCCCGGCGCCACUCGACCAUCAAGAUCACACUCGACAUCUUCAUCAGUGGGCCACGGUAUUGCGUCCAGCAUCCCUUCAGAGACUUCGCCCCCCGCGCUAUCGCGGUCGCUUUCCCCUUCAUCGCCAGACCUACGAGCGUAUGGCAUCCCAAACAAGAACGGCACAUGGAGUUGUGCGUACCCAGGAUGCACAUCAAGAGCAGUCUUCACCAGGGGGUGUGAUCUCCGCAAGCACCACAAGCGACACACCAAGUCGUUCUUCUGCCGACACGGCGACUGCCCGCAAUCUCAAGGAGGAGGAUUCUCAAGCAAGAAGGAUCUUGCGAGACACGAGGCAAAACACAACCCGGGCGUCUUGUGCGACUGGGAUGGGUGUGACAGAGUUUUCAGCCGCGUGGACAAUAUGAGAGACCACGUCAAGAGAAUACACCUCAAGUCGUCACGGAAAUCGUCGACAACAUCAGCAUAAAGAUGGCGGUUUACUCCACCGUCUCACUUUUACUUUCGUUCAAGAUACCCUGAUUGCCACAUCGGUCGCUAUUGUUUUUGUUUUUUUUUACUUCUCUCUUCAUCUACGAUUGUAGUGCCUUUUCACAACUGCAUUACUACGGCGUUUUCCGCAGACUAGAGCACGAUCCCUGGAGUCAUAUGGACUAUUCCAGGAUGUAUGCAUCACGGGCAGGACGCUUGCUAGGAAUAGGGUGUAUAUACAGAUACAGGUGCAUAUGGGCCGCGGCCGCCUGCACUAGCUAGAUACGAGUGACGUCUGCUGACAGAGCGAUGUUGCUUUGAAUUACAUACUACACUUUAGUCGCAGAC